AUGUCGGGCUCUACACCUCCCGCAACACCGCUUACGGGGCUUUCGGCCACGACAGCCGGCUCAGGGAUAUCUCGUCCAGGCACUCCGGCCACCAUUCAUAGCGCAGCUCAACGGGGAGAUGUGGGACUGAUUAAGCAUUUGAUACAGACUGGCAGAGCAAGCGCAAACGAUCGAGAUCAAGAAGGCAUCACACCUUUGCAUUGGGCUGCUAUCAAUGCGCAUGUACCUUGUUGUGCGCUUCUGAUAGAGAAGGGCGCAGAGGUGGACGCGUUGGGCGGUGACCUGGUCGCCAGUCCUUUGCAAUGGGCAGCAAGGUGAGCAUCUGUAUCCUCAUCACCUCGAAUUGCCUGCACGCAGGAGAGUCGCUGAUGUUCAGCGCUCGCGUACACCCAGAAAUGGACACCUGAACGUCAUUCAUCUGCUGCUCAAAUCGGGAGCCGAUCCGACGAUUGCAGAUGCGCAGGGCUUCAACGCGUUACAUUUGGUGACGCACAGCAGUGCGGUGAUGCCUCUUCUAUUGCUACUACAGCACAAUGCAUUCGCCGCGCCUUCGGCACUGGAUAUCUCCGACUCUCAAGGGCACACACCCUUGAUGUGGGCAGCUUACCAAGGGGAUGCAUUAUCCGUUGACCUCCUACUGGCUCAUGGUGCGAAUGUGCACGCCAAGGACGCUACAGGUCUCACGCCCAUGCACUGGGCAGUAGUGAAGGGCAACAGACUUUGCAUCAGAAAGUUGGCUGGAACUGGAAGCGACCUUUGGGCGAAGGAAGAAGGUGGAAAGACUCCAAGAGAAAUGGCGGUGGAGCUAAAGAGCGAAGCUGCAUACAGGAAAGCACUUGCCGAUGUCGGUUUGUACGAGGAUGGGAGAAGGAAGAGUAGAGUAGCGGGAGAGGUGAGUGAAUCAAGGAAUGCGAAUGGCCAAGCUGGGCGCAAAUGGCGGGGGUCUCUUGUCCGAAGGGACCAUCGUGCCUGCCCUAAUCGAGCGCUGCCAUGCUAGCGAAGAGCUGCUCUUCCGAUCUGACGCUUGCCUCCUUGUCGCUCCUCAGCGUUCCGCACGGAUAGCAAUUGUUUUGUUGCCAUUCUUCUUCUUGGGCUUGAUGUUCACAACAUUAGGAGCCCUCCCCUGGUUCGUGGGAAUGCCAUUCGUAGCUGCCGAAUUCUUCGGUAUGCACCACGUCAUUACGCGCGUCUUGCUCGAUCCGCUGGAAGUAGACAGUUUGCAGCGCAGCACCUACUUCUUGGGCAUUGUGGCGGGAAGUGUUGCAUGGGUCGGAUGGGAGUGGGCGCGUAAAGUGGUUCAUGGUGAGUGUCACGAAUGCCGUGUCUCUGCCCCUUUGCUUCCCCACUGUAUCCUAAAUUUGGCUCACGCACUCAUAACGUCCUCUUCAGCUACUCCUGGCCACGCACUCGCCAAUUUACUGUUUGCGAUCGCCUUCCUGAGCUGUUCAUGGAACCUCUUCAGAGCAGCCACGUUGGAAGCAGGUUUUGCGCCGCUGCCACAGACCGAGGCGGAACGCAGAGACGUCAUCCUGCAGCUGGUAGACGAGGGAAAACUGAACGGAACGACAUACUGCAUCACUUGUCUUGUGAGUCUGGCUGUCAGGUAUUGACAUGUAACAACGAUUUCAGGCAACGUGCUUACACCAUCGCUGCCCGAUUCCGCAGACGAGGAGGCCAAUGCGGUCGAAACAUUGCCGCUUGUGUAAGCGCUGCGUAGCGCGACACGAUCAUCACGUAAGUAAGCAGAGGGGAGUGACCAUCUUGAUGUCCCUAACAUCAAGGCGACCUCUUCUUCGCCUGUCUGUGCCUCAGUGUCCUUGGGUGGCUUCAGUGAGUGCUAUGACUGCCGUCGAUAUUUGGCGCUUUGUGCUGAUCGUUCUCCUCCGGCAAUGGCAGUGCGUUGGCAUGAACAAUCAUCGUCAAUUUAUCGUCUUUGUUGGCUCUCUCGUCAUCGGUAUCCUGCUCUUCAUCUAUCUAGUCUAUCACUGUGGGUACAAGCAGUGCUGCGAGCUCCCGCAAGGCUUUUCAAGUAUCACUUACGCUUGCCGUCUCCCGCGCUUAGACUAUGCUCUCAAUGCGACGUACCCUUACGUGCCUUUGAUCACUGCCUCAUGUCUUCUCACGAAUGACCUGUGCAGCGCAACAGACUACGACUCUUUCCUCUUUAGCGUCACUCUAUGGGCUACUUUGCAGCUCACUUGGACCAUUAUCCUUCUCGUCGCCCAGACAUGGCAGAUUGCAAGACAGAUGACCACCCUUGAAGUGUCAAAUCUCGGCCGGUAUGGCUGGAUGGGAGGUAAAGGCGGUGUGAGUAGAUCUUGAUUGCGUCUGUUUCCAUUUUGCAUCGUAGCUUGGCCUGACUUUUUAGCUUCGACGUGCAUACCAACAGAGCUCAAUGACCUCUCAGACCAGCUUUAUGGAAGCGAGGGCCGCAAGGCUUGCAGCACAAGGCAUCUCGACCGACCAAUCCGACACUACCGCAGACGAUGACUUUGACGGCACCAGGCCUGGUUCAAUAGGUCCCGGCAGCCCUAAUAUUGGUGCAAGGCAUGGCCAUUCCCACGGUCCUGUAGCUGCCUUGAAGGGCGCUGGCAACUGGCUGCUGUCAAUCGUGGGCCUGGACCUCUAUACUCGGGGCAAAGCUGGAGAAGGAUUGAAGAAAGCCUCCGCAGCUGGAAACCCUUUUGAUUUGGGACUGGUCGGUAAUUGUCGAGGUGAGCUUCAAUGUCUCUUCUAUGCCACGAAAAAGGUCAAUCCCAUGAUUGACGCCCGAGCUUGCCCUGGCACAGACUUUUGGACCACCGGCAGGGAACUCGGAGUCGAUUACGCAACUCUGUACGAGAUUCCGGUGGGUGGCUUCCAAUCUUCCGCAAGGCGGCGGAGAAGGCGAAGAGUGCAUACAAUAGACGGACAAGAAAUUGAAUCAGGCUCAGACGAUGAGGACAACGAGGCUUCCGAAAGCGGUGCUUUGGGAAGAAGCGUCAGUGCUGGCAGGAGGAGAUGGAACAUGUGGAGAAAUUUGAACCUCAAUUUGGGCAGCGCUGCGGGAAUCGGAGCCUCUGGCAGUGCGAAUGGGUAUCAGCCUAUACAGCAAGACAAUCUUUCCGAUAGACCCGCAGACCAUGAUGCUGCGAGCAGGAUGGCUUAA
Ceraceosorus bombacis is the source of this 3148-nucleotide messenger RNA. Lineage: Eukaryota; Fungi; Basidiomycota; Exobasidiomycetes; Ceraceosorales; Ceraceosoraceae. The record is from the annotation of a GenBank genome assembly.